Staurois parvus is the source of this 687-nucleotide messenger RNA. The record is from the annotation of a GenBank genome assembly. Lineage: Eukaryota; Metazoa; Chordata; Amphibia; Anura; Ranidae.
AUGGGUUUCGGAGACCUCAGAUCUACCGCCGGCCUCAAGGUGCUGAAUGAGUUCCUUGCUGACAAGAGCUACAUCGAGGGGUAUGUUCCCUCCCAAGCUGAUUUUGCAGUAUUUGAGGCGCUCUCAGGAGCCCCCCCUGCUGAGCUUUUCCAUGCUUUACGUUGGUAUAACCACAUCAAGUCAUAUGAGAAGCAAAAAGCCAGUUUGCCUGGAGUAAAGAAACCCUUGGGAAAAUACGGUCCAGUCAAUAUUGAAGACACAACAAACAGUGCACCUAAGGAGGCUAAAGAAGAUGAUGAUGACGAUGACAUUGACUUGUUUGGCUCAGAUGAUGAAGAGGAAAGCGAAGAGGCACAGAGAAUCAGAGAGGAGCGCCUGGCACAAUAUGAAUCAAAGAAAUCAAAAAAGCCUGCACUAAUCGCCAAAUCUUCAAUCCUGCUUGAUGUGAAACCAUGGGAUGAUGAAACUGACAUGGCAAAAUUAGAAGACUGUGUCAGAAGUAUUCAGAUGGAUGGCUUGGUUUGGGGGGCAUCCAAGCUUGUUCCUGUUGGGUAUGGAAUAAAGAAACUGCAAAUCCAGUGUGUUGUGGAAGAUGACAAAGUUGGCACAGAUGUCCUAGAGGAGAAAAUCACAGCAUUUGAAGACUAUGUACAGUCCAUGGAUGUUGCUGCCUUUAACAAGAUCUAA